Penicillium hordei is the source of this 1230-nucleotide messenger RNA. Its product is annotated as exopolysaccharide inner membrane protein-like protein. Gene Ontology annotation, molecular function: lyase activity. NCBI's taxonomy places the organism in Eukaryota, Fungi, Ascomycota, Eurotiomycetes, Eurotiales, Aspergillaceae. Gene Ontology annotation, cellular component: periplasmic space. Bases 1 to 1230 code for a protein of 409 amino acids. The record is from RefSeq and is a predicted model, not a curated record. The transcript is spliced from 2 exons.
AUGCAUUUCAAGAACAUCGUCGCGUGUCUCACUUUAUUAUCGACUGGGUGUGCUGUGGCCCUGAAGCCGUUUGUUCACCCAGGCGCACUACACACAAAUCAAGAUAUCCAAAGAAUAAAGAAGUACGUGAAAGCCGAGGCUCAGCCAUGGUUCCGUGCAUGGCAACAUCUUGAGUCUACCACAUUGGCCCAAACGACGUGGCUUCCAAGGCCUCACGAGAUUCUUGUCCGUGGCACCAAUGCUACAUGGCAGCCCAUCCCUGCACAAAACUAUGGCGACGCAUACCGCGACGCUCAUUCAGCGUACCAACUCACGCUUCGCUGGCUCAUAGGAGGUAACACUUCUUAUGCUGACCACGCCGUUCAAAUUUUGAAUGGCUGGGGCUCGACACUCCGUGAUAUCAACGGGACCGAAGACAAAUUCCUCGCAGCAGGCCUGUACGGUUAUCAAUUUGCCAAUGCAGCUGAGCUCCUCCGUGUUUAUCCUGGGUGGGGAAAGACCGAUCAGACUAUGUUUGGCGACAUGCUGAACGAUGUAUUUGCCAAAUACAACUUUGAUUUUCUCGAGCAUCACAACUACAAAUCAAACUUUUACUAUGCGAAUUGGGAUUUGUGCAAUAUUGCUUCUCUACAGGCAAUUGGAAUUUUCAACGAUAACCAAACCAUGUACGAGUACGCUGUUCACUACUGGCAAUAUGGCCUGCCAGAUAGUAGUGUUGUCGUCAACGGUGCACUGCCGUACUUUUCCAUCGCCAACUUCACGGAGGAUACCGACAAGCAACUGAUGCAAAUCCAAGAAUCCGGCCGUGAUCAAGGCCAUGCAACCCUGUGCAUUGCUUUACUAGGAGUCAUUGGACAACAAGGGUGGAAUCAAGGCGUCGAUCUCUUCUCGACAUACCAGCACGAGAUCCUCCAUGCGGCUGAAUAUGUUGCUAAAUACAACACCAACAACACUGUUCCCUAUACCCCUUACACUAGCUGGGAGGGCCUGCUGAGUGUUGUGGCUAGUAAGGACCGCUUUAGUGUCCGACCAGGAUACGAGGCUGUUGUAUCUCACUAUACUGGCGUCAAGCAUAUGGAUGCGUCGUGGUCAAUGAAAUACAGGGAUUAUGUUAAUCAGAAUAUCAGUGCGGAUGUUGAAGGUGGUGGUGGUGAUUAUGGUCCUAACUCUGGCGGCUACGAUGCGUUCGGCCACGGUACUUUGCUGUACCGUAUUAAAUCGGAUGCAUAG